CUUCUGCCAACAUAACCCAGUCACCAGUUGGCAGUGACCCAGUCUUGCCACAUGGCAUGGCAUGGAUAAGAAGAACCCAUCAGCGAGGCCACCCACCGCCUGCGUGGCACAGUCCUUGCUGUCUGUCUGCCCCCUCCCCAACUGAGGACUGGAACAUCGACUCCUCCUUCAUCAGCAGAGGAGAGGUACGUAGGUCCCUUUAUGGGCAACAGGCAGUAAUAUGGUCGAGCCAGAGAUCGCGCACCCGCCCGUCGGCACAGACGAGUACGAUGCCUGGGCCGCGCAGGACAAGGGACCCAUCAUCCUCGCCACUUGCUGGCUCUUUAUGGCCCUGGCGCUCCUCUUCACGGCCGCGCGCGUGCUCGUGCGGCUCAAAAUGUACAGCAAGCUUCGGAGCGACGACUACUGGUGCGUAGCGGGUACGAUUUGCGGUAUUCUGUCGACAGCAUUGACCACCGUCGCCGUGGGUUUCGGUAAUGGACGACACUUGACCCUCCUCACGUCGUCAGAGAGGGAGCGCGUCAUCCUGUGGACGACAGCCGCCUUUUGCCCGGCCGUCCUCUGCCUCGGGCUGCCCAAGCUGGCCGUCGUCCGCCUGCUCACCAGGCUCAUGAACCCGUCCAGGUGGCACAGCUACUUCCUCUGGUUCCUGGCCAUCUGGUGUCUCGGCACCCUGGGCGCCACCGUCGGCACGCUCCUCGGGCAGUGCCAGCCGACCGAGUCCCUGUGGCGCCAGGAUAUCGAGGGCCGCUGCGUCGACCCCAAGAUCAUUGUCGACUUCUCCCUCUACGCCGGCACCUUCUCCGCCUUUGUCGACGUCUACCUCGCCGUCUACCCGGCCGUCGUGCUCUUCAAGCUCCAGCUCAAGCUGCAGAAGAAGAUUGCCCUCGUCGUCGCCCUCGGCAUCGGCUGCGUGUCCGGUGCCGUGGCCAUCUUCAAGACGACGCGCAUACCGAGCGGCCUCGCGAGUCCCGACUUUUCGUACGACUCGUCAGAUCUCAUCAUCUGGACCAUCAUCGAGGGCACCACAAUCAUCAUCGCCUGCACCAUCCCCGUCCUCUCCCCGCUCAUGGAGUGGCUCUUCCAUCGCAACCCCUUCCGCUCCUCGGUGAGGCGCACCACCAGGGACGGCUAUUUCAAGUCCAACCCCAGCAAGCGUCGCGAUCUGGAUGCCUCCGCCGCCUGCCGUACCUACACCUCCGUGCACUCCCUAGGCAUGGCCGACCCCGCGGUCGACUCGGACAGCCUCGAGCUCGUGCCGCGGAUCAGAAAGAGGGACGGCAGCACCUUGUCCACCACGGGCGACGCCGAGGCGGGCGGCGGCAUUGGGAGCAUGCGGAACUUCUCCAGGCCGGAAAAAGGCAGCGCCUCGAUGGACAGGGGGAUCAUGCGGACAGACGAGGUCGAGGCGUCGUACGACUCGCAGAGGACAAUGGAUACUGCCCGGCGCGGCGUGCCGCAAGGGGAGGCAUUGGGCGUGUGUGUGAAUCGAGGCACAGGAUAGGUAUUGAGACGUAUCGACAAUUGAAAUGCAAAUGCUAGUUAAUAGCCCGCCGUGCCAAUACUCAACUUGCAAUGCACUGCUUUCGUGGUAGAUAUCAACGGCAGGUCCUCUAUACGUACAUAUGG
Molecule: messenger RNA, 1629 nt
Organism: Emericellopsis atlantica
Lineage: Eukaryota; Fungi; Ascomycota; Sordariomycetes; Hypocreales; Bionectriaceae
Exons: 3
Coding region: 221-1504 (427 amino acids)
Source: RefSeq, a predicted model, not a curated record